This is a messenger RNA of Pristis pectinata (smalltooth sawfish), 1234 nucleotides long. It is a transcript of the gene apoeb, whose product is annotated as apolipoprotein Eb. Gene Ontology annotation, cellular component: intermediate-density lipoprotein particle. The coding region runs from base 274 to 1074 and encodes 266 amino acids. Gene Ontology annotation, biological process: regulation of amyloid-beta clearance; negative regulation of neuron apoptotic process; lipoprotein catabolic process. The transcript has 3 exons. Lineage: Eukaryota; Metazoa; Chordata; Chondrichthyes; Rhinopristiformes; Pristidae. The record is from RefSeq and is a predicted model, not a curated record.
GUGGUGGUUGCUCGUAACAGUGGGUGGGUUCGCUGCCGGGACUUGUCCUGGGCUCCUGGCUAUUUAAAAGGACUGUUGUUUGAACCGGUCCAAUCGGAGCAGAGUGGGCGAGCGAGCGAGAGUGAGCGCAGACUAAUUGAGAUUUCGACAGAGCCUCGGUAAAUUAGUGCCCUGCCCGCGUUCCGUGCGGUUGCUGGUGAAAGGGAUUGUCUGACGAGGAGAUUGCUGGUCAUUUACUCUCUUCCCACUUUACAGACACCGCAGGCAGGAACCAUGAAAUUCCUCGUCACCCUCCUAGUCGCAGGGCUGAUCGCAGCUGCCCAGGGUUCCCAGGAGCCAGCUCCCAACGCCCCGACCAAGUGGGAGGAGGCAGUGGAGAAGUUCUGGGACUUGGCCAGUCAGGUCCUGCACUCCACCGAAUCGGUGUUGUCCAACACCCAGCUGCAGAACCGGUUCCGGGAGCUGAUCACCGAGGGCCUCUCGCAGCUGAACACCUCGGCCGAGGACCUACGGGCACGGCUGGGUCCGUACUCGGAGCAGUUCCACUCGGAUCUGGAGGUGCUGCGGGAUCGGCUGCAGAGGGACCUGGGCUCCCUGCAGAGCACAGUGGAGCAGUACCACACCGAGAGCCAGCUGCUGGCCCAGCAGGGCUACAGCGACCUGCGCCACACCCUGGGCGUCUACCUGCGCAAGUACCGCAAGCGGCUGACCCGCGACCAGGAGCAGAUCCGCCACAAGUUCCAGGAGUACCAGGAGCUGCUGGGGGAUCAGGGCCAACGGGCGGUGGAGGGUCUGCGACAGGCCGUGGACCCCGUGGCCUCGGCCACCGGCACCAAGCUGCAGGAGGGUCUGUCCGCCCUGCAGCAGGGCUUCGAGCAGCGGCUGGACCAGGUCCGGCAGCAGGCGCACAGCUUCCAGCAGCAGGCCGCCCGCGACACCCAGGGCUUGCGCCAGGCAGUGGAGGACCAGAUGGCCGCCCUCCGGGACUGGUUCCAGUCCGAGGCCCAGGCCAUCUCCCACCGCUUCCAGGAGCUGCUCGACUCGGUGAGGCAGCAACAGGAGGAAGUCAACUGAGGCCACCAGCUCACCCCCUCCCCUCUGCUUCACCGCUGCCCCCCUCUCCUGGUACGCGACGGUUUUGGGAUCCCAGCCCCUCCCUCCGAACUCACAUCGGGACGCUCUGUACCUCCACUAACUGGCUCUCGGGACUAACUCAAUAAAGAAUCAUCCUGCC